GCCCGCAGCCAGGAUGUGCGGGCUGGGAGCAGCAGCUGCGGCUUCAGGAGUCCCCGGGGCGCAGCCCAGGCACGUCGGCGCUAGAGCCAACGGCCCCCAGUGAAACCGAAACAGAGACAGCGUCGCGGCUGUCGCGGGCCGCGGACCGCGCAGGGCCCCCCGCGGGGCAGCGCGACGGUACGCCCCACGGCACGCCCCACGGUACGCCCCACGGUACGCCCCACGGUACGCCCCACGGCACGCCCCACGGUACGCCCCACGGUACGCCCCACGGUACGCCCCACGGCACGCCCCACGGCACGCCCCACGGUACGCCCCUCGCCGUCUUCGGGGAAGUGCCGCCAGUGGCGUGUCCCGCCGUGGAUGGAGUGAAAAGGACGCGACAGUCAGCCGAAUCGCGAGAUGGCCGAGCGGGACGCUAGCUGGGGCCUGGCCCUGGGCCCUGCGCUGGGCCCCGCCCUGGGCCCCGCCGCCCAGCACGACGCCCUGCGCGCGGCCAGCUGGAGGGACGACGCCGACGGCGUGCUGCAGCGCGCCUUCGAGGCCGUCGAGUCCAUGAACUUCCUCAACGAGCACCCCGCGCCGGCCAGCAGGACCAGCAGCCUCAACGUGGCGGACUACCGGUCGCUGCGUCGCCCCAAGGCGCCCAAGGAGACGCCCCUCUCGGCGUGGCAGUGCGCGUCUUCGCUGCGGCGGGACGGUUCUCUGGCGACCGGGGCCCGCGGCCUCAACGGCGGCCUCAACGGCGGCCUCAACGGCGGCCUCAACGGUGGCCUCAACGGCGGCCUCAACGGCGGCCUCAACGGCGGCCUCAACGGCGGCCUCAACGGCGGCCUCAACGGCGGCCUCAACGGCGGCCUCAACGGCGGCGUCAACGGCGGCGUCAACGGCGGCCUCAACGGCGGCCUCAACGGCGGCGUCAACGGCGGCCUCAACGGCGGCCUCAACGGCGGCGUCAACUACCCCGCACCCAGCUUCAGCCCGCCGUCCUCGGAGCGGCCCGGGCCGCGCCCCACGCCGCCCAACUCGCUGCAGCUCAACGGCGCCCCCAGCUACGCGUCGCCAGUGACGGCCCCGCUCUCGGACACCUCGCCCGAGAGCCCCACCGAGGCCUUCCCCUCGCAGCAGAACUUGUACUGCUCCAACGGCAGCCUGAGCAGCGCGUCCGUCCUCGACGACCUGAGGCAGAGCGAGCUGCACCUCAAGAGGAAGAAGGCGUUCAUCGAGCGCGUGCUGGAGCAGCACGAGAACCUCUCCGAGCAGAAGAGGCGCAACGACAUCUUCCAGCUGUGCGACAGACUGCAGUCCGCCGAGGUGGCCGCGCCGAAGCCACACCAGAAGAGUUCUAGGAUCAAAACAAACGGCUCGCUGCCCAGAGACAAGUGCGGCCUGGAGUCUCCCGUCCUGUCGCCGAGGAGGCUGCAUUCGUCCUCCGACGAUUUACACUCGUCAGGAAACUCAAGGCCCGAUAACGCCGUCCACCACGGCGCGGUGCACGGCGCGGUACUCGGCUACGAGAACGUGAACCCCGGCGACCUGGCGGCGCACCUGCUCAACGGCAGCCCCAUCUCGCCGUCCAGCCCGCGGCGCGGCAUCCGCACCGUGCUGCCCGCCAAGGAGGCCUUCUCCUUCCCCCAGGACAUCACCAACGAGGUGAUCGAGAAGCACCCGGAGCUGUACAAGCAGAGCCAGCACACGCCCAAGACCCGGCCGCGGCCGGGCAUGACCACGUCCACGCCCCGCGAGCAGCCCGUCAGCACCGCCGCCAAGCCCGAGGCCGCCAAGCCCGAGGCCGGCAAGCCCGAGGCCCGCGCGGACGCGGCCGGCGAGAAGGUGGUGGCCCUGAGCCUGGAGCUCGAGUUCGUGCAGAAGGAGCGCCUCAAGAUCAUGUCCGCCAUGACGGUGCUCAAGACGCGCCUCAGCGAGAUCGAGACGCAGCAGGAGGACGCGGAGCGCGACGCGUCCAUGGAGCAGGCCUUCAUCCGCGCCGAGCUGCAGUCCAAGCGCGACAAGGCGCGCACACUGCAGGCGCGCAUCGCCAGCCUCCGCGAGCGCGCCGACAAGUGCCAGCGCGAGAUCAACCUGUGGCAGGACGACCGCAACCAGCAGCAGCGCGUCUUCUCGCUGUCCGUGGAGGCCGCCGAGGCCGCGCUCGAGGAGCUGCGCGACCAACUGCGGCGCUGCCAGGACGACGCCGAGCGCAACGAGCUCCGCGACAAGAUCUACCAGCAGGCCGACGUCCUGGACUCGGAGAAGAAGCUCUACGAGGACCUCGAGUUCAAGUACCUGGAGGAGGAGUCGGUGUGGCUGGCCAAGAAGGAGGAGCUCAGCAAGGAGCUGGCCGAGGCCGUCAAGAAGUACGACGAGUACGACGCCCAGAUGUGCCAGCUCGAGUCCUGGGUCGACAACGAGGGCGCCGACGCCGUGCAGGCCGAGGGCUUCACCGAGCAGAAGCUGGCGUACCUGCAGCGGCUCGAGGAGGGCCAGUCCCAGCUGGACGUCCUGGACGCGCGCAUCGAGGAGCUGAAGAGGCAGGGCGCCACCUCGCUGGGCGCCAACGACGGCGAGCCGCAGGCCAAGCUGCUGUCCGCCUCGCUGUGCGACCUGGACCUCACCCUGACGGACGCGUCCAGCGAGCGCAUGUCCUCCACGCCCGGCCUCACCUCGCUCGAGUCGUCCUUCUACAGCGGCCACCACCAGCCGUCCUACGGCGGCGAGAGUUCGUCGCGGGGCGCCGAGGGGGCCUCCACGCAGGCGCUGGCGGGCGACUCUCGGUACCAGCUCCACGGCAACGACGGCCACCAGGACGGCUUCCAGUACUUCCCCGCUGACACGCUGCCUUCCGCCAUCGAGGCGCGGGGAGUGGCCGGCGGGGCUGGCCCUGGCUGCCCCGGCUCGGUGGCGGCCCACGUGUCCUUCCGCGGCGGGCCGCCCUCCACCAUCGCGUCCAAGUCCGGCUCGGAGGACGGCCGGGUGCCCGACCUGCACGGCGAGGACGAGCUUCGAGAGCUCGGCGGGCACCGCAGCCGCCAGCGAGGCUCCGCCCCGAGGCAACAACGGCCCCUGACGCGCUACCUGCCCAUCCGCACCGAGGACCUGGACCUGCGGCACCACGUCGAGUCCGCGGGCCACGCCGUCGACGUCUGCCACUUCCUGACCAUCGACCGCACCUCCUGCCGCGGCGUGCUGCACAAGGCCUCCUCGCGCUUCAAGAACUGGCAGAAGAGGUGGUUCGUCUUCGACCGCAGCUCCCGCACGCUGUCCUACUACAAGAGCAGGCGGGACACCCGAGCCAGAGGAGGCAUCCACUUCCAGUCCAUUGCUGAGGUGUACGUAGACCAUUUAAAUGGUCACAAGCAAACCAAUCCCAACUGCGUAUUUGUGGUGAAAACGCUGCAGCGGUCCUAUCAUCUGAUGGCUCCAUCCCCUGAAGCCAUGCGGAUAUGGGUCGACGUCAUCUUCACAGGAGCAGAGGCUUACCAGGAGUAUGAUUGAGGUCUCUUUGAAGAGACCCCUCGUUAUGUUCCUGUGGUAUUAUUCUUUUGGUUAGUGGGAAAGGUGCAUUGUGAUGCAGUUGUGAAGUACCUUAAAGCAUAAAAGAGGCUUGUGAUGUGAUGAAUAGGACCAGGAUUAACAUAGGUAGCUGAGUUUGACUUACCUAUUUUCAGCUUCAUAUGGACUGUGGUUACUUUGUUGGUUUUGCUGUGAGAAACUUGCUAUGGAAGCACAUGGUGCUCAGUCGUUUUGCAAUUACUUAGUCAAUGAGAAUUGGUCAACUUACUUUCAGGGAAUGCAUUUCACAUUGCUUACCAAAGAUUGUUCUAUAGGGUUAUGAAUAAUGCAUUCAGCUGACCUGAUUUAGGUGUUACCUGUUUUUACAUAGAAUAUGUAACCAAAGAUUUUUUUGAGACAGUUAAGUGUCUAAGAUUCUCAUCUCUUCUGUUUCACCUUUAGUGUUCCACCUCUAGAGGUUUGUUCUGUAAACCAUUUAGUAUUUAAACCUUCAAUCUGCUACCAUGUUCAAAUUUGAAUGCCACACUGCUAUCCUAAAAUCUAAUUAGGAAGUCAAUCUCUAUUAUUAUUUUUCUAAUCUGUCUAAGAAUUUUACUUUUACCUGACAGGUAUAGCCUGUGGAUGAAUGGAUCUCUCAAAGUGUUUUUACUGGGCAACUAUUUUAUCAGUGAGGAAAUGUGCUAUUUUUUUAACUUCUUUUGAAGAAUGUACUGUAUAAGUAAAUGUUAUCCCAAAAUUGACUAUGAGGGUAUUCUGUGUUGCUCAAGAUGCAGCUCAUUUAGUUUUCACUGACAAACCAGAUGGUUGUUUCAUAAAUUUAUCAGCUUUGCUCAUGAAAGACUUUGAUAUGUCUUUACUGCUUUCUAUAAAAUAAUUUAACCAUGUUCUACAACUGCGUGACUCUAUUUUCUUUUAUACCAUAUCAUUGUAUGUGAUUGUAGUGUAAAUCCUCUAAGAAUGAUCAGAUCUUAUAAAGUUUUGAUCUUUUUGAUUUGUGUUUACCACUUUCUGAAAUAAUUAGUAGUGUAUUCUGGAUCUCUUUAUUAGGUUCCAAUGUUGUAACAAUAUUUAUUUUUAAAGAAGAGGCUUCAAUUCCUGUGCCAUUAUUAAAUAUUGUAUUCACUGUGGUAUUUUCACUUAGAUGUUAAAAAAAACGAUUUAUUGUUCAGAAUUUGUUAAAAAUAAUUUUUCUUAAGGUGCCUGAAUUUUGCAUUUUUGCGGAGCAUUGACAUGUGAGGUGUCCAAUUAUGUUGCUGUGUUCUAAUUUCUCUGGUGCAUAGUUAUAGUUGUGUUGCGUACUUUACUUAUUCUGAAUCAAUGAGGGCAAUUUUAAUAUUAGUGCCAGAACAAUUAUUGUAUUUAGUAUGCUGUUCAGUUUUGCCUGUAAGGCAGCUUAACGAAAUGAGGUCUUUGAGCAGCCCCUUCUCAUUAUAUGUAAAAAAAGAGGCAACUCCCGUUUUGAGGGAGAAGGGGAUUUUGAUCUUAUCUGCCAAAGCUGUAAUUAAACCAGACCCUUGGUUUGUUAAAUGUUCAUUCAUAAUUAUUUAUAUGCGUAUGUGUGGUGCUGCCAAGAUUUCCCAGUGUUUUUGUUGUUCAAGUAACAAGAUGCUGUGCAUCAUUGUUUCAGUCAUUUUACUUUGUUGUGAGCAGGAAGGGAAACUCAAUGUGAGGAAUAGUUCUUGUCAUGUUCUCUCAGCAUCCAUUGAUGCUACGGACUGGGAUGCUAGAUGGUCAUAGACCACCCAUCGUUUCAUCACAUGUUUUCCUCAUACUUGUUCUGUUACUUAAAUGUGAAUUAAACAAUCCUGCAAAUUUAAAAUGA
This is a messenger RNA of Thrips palmi, 5335 nucleotides long. Its product is annotated as pleckstrin homology-like domain family B member 3. The record is from RefSeq and is a predicted model, not a curated record. Lineage: Eukaryota; Metazoa; Arthropoda; Insecta; Thysanoptera; Thripidae. The transcript has 13 exons. Bases 403 to 3495 code for a protein of 1030 amino acids.